UGGCCGCCGCUUCCCCACCCCCCCAACCAAACCAACGCGCUGCUGCGCCUCGCCUUCCUGUGGCCGCCGCGAGGCCGAGAGCGAUCGAGACGGAGACGGAGGCGGAGACGGCGGAGAGGCUAGUGGAGGAAUCGGCGCCGGCGGCGGGUACGGAGAGGCCGAGGGUUCCCGAGGAGAUGAACGGCCGCGGCGGCGGCGGCGGCGGAGGUGGGGAAGGAGGGGCGGUGGUGGGACCGGGAGGCGAGGAGCAGAUGGAGAUGGAGGAGGACGGCGCCGGCGGCGGCCGCCCGCAGGCUGCGGGGAAGGAGCGGGUGGUGCUUAUGUGGGGGUACCUACCCGGCGUCUCUCCGCAGCGGUCCCCGCUGCUCGGGCCCGUGCCCGUCAGGCUACCCGCGGCGGCGGGCGGCGAUGGGUGGAGGGACGUGUGCGGCGGCGGGUGCGGCUUUGCGAUGGCCAUCUCCGAGUCUGGUAAACUCCUCACUUGGGGUUCUGCUGAUGAUAUGGGCCAAAGCUACGUUACUGCUGGGAAGCAUGAGGAAACUCCAGAAGCUUUUCCACUUCCUAGCGACGUGGCAAUAGUGAGAGCUGAUGCUGGAUGGGCUCAUUGUGUUGCAAUAACUGAUGAAGGUGAUGUCUAUACAUGGGGUUGGAAAGAAUGUGUUCCAACAGGAAGGGUCAUUUCUGACCAAUCUUCAGGUGGAACUUUGGAAAAAGAUGAAAAACAGAGUGCAAUUGCCGCUGAACAAGUGAGCCCCAGGUCGCAGGUGUCUAGGACAAGUAGCGGAGCAGCAUCUGGUCCUUCUGAAAGUAGAGGUACUGAUGAUAGCACAAAAAGACGAAGGUUGUCUUCAACCAAACAUGCACCGGAAAGUUCAACAUCAAGUGAUGAAACCCUUUCAGCACCUCCUUGUGUAGUGACUUUUAAUACUGGAGUGAAAAUAACAGCAGUAGCUGCUGGUGGCCGUCAUACAUUAGCACUAUCAGCUUCAGAUUUAGGCCAAGUAUGGGGUUGGGGCUAUGGAGGAGAAGGGCAAUUAGGCCUGGGUUCUAGAAUCCGGACAGUUUCCUCUCCACAUCCUAUACCGUGCAUUGAAUCAGCAUCAUAUGGCAAAGAUCGACCAGCAGCUAUAAAAGGCAACAAAGCUGCUGAAGCUCAGAUCAGCAAAGUCAUGGGAAAUUGCGUGAAGGCUAUUGCAUGUGGAGGUCGCCACAGUGCUGUAGUAACAGAUUCAGGAGCGGUACUUACAUUCGGAUGGGGACUGUAUGGGCAGUGUGGACAAGGAAACACAGAUGAUGUUUUAAGUCCAACAUGUGUAUCGUCUAUCCUCGGAGUCAAGAUGCAAGACAUUGGUGCAGGAUUAUGGCACACUGUGUGCACAUCCAUAGAUGGCGAUGUCUAUUCCUUCGGAGGCAAUCAGUUCGGGCAGCUGGGCACUGGUUCUGAUCAAGCUGAGACUGUACCAAAACUGGUAGACGCCUCAAGCUUGGAGAAUAAGAAUGCACGAACUGUUUCUUGUGGAGCUCGUCAUAGUGCAAUAAUAACUGAUGAAGGCGAGGUCUUCUGCUGGGGAUGGAAUAAGUACGGACAGCUCGGUCUCGGUGAUUCCAUGGACAGAAACGUGCCUUGCAGUGUUCCUGUCGACGCAUACCACCCACUGAAUGUGUCGUGCGGUUGGUGGCACACCUUGGUGCUCGCGGAGUCCCCUACUUAAAAACCUGACGGCGAAGGAACUCCCGUAGUUGACAAUUUUGUUAGGAGUCUGGUAGGCUUAUCAAGGUGCGGCUGUGCUGCAUUUCGUGUACAUACAUCGCAAUGCAUGCAGAUAUGGUGUAUCCAUUCUUUCCGGUGCGCUCUUCAACGGGCAACGUACACAACCUUGUAUCGCACCGUGUAUAAAGUUUAGUAGGAAUUGCCUGUAAUGCUUGUGCUUGAGAGUGCAUGUGGUCA
Molecule: messenger RNA, 1948 nt
Organism: Oryza brachyantha (malo sina)
Lineage: Eukaryota; Viridiplantae; Streptophyta; Magnoliopsida; Poales; Poaceae
Product: ultraviolet-B receptor UVR8
Exons: 11
Coding region: 177-1712 (511 amino acids)
Source: RefSeq, a predicted model, not a curated record